Haemonchus placei is the source of this 795-nucleotide messenger RNA. The record is from the annotation of a GenBank genome assembly. NCBI's taxonomy places the organism in Eukaryota, Metazoa, Nematoda, Chromadorea, Rhabditida, Trichostrongylidae.
AUGUUUCUCGAUCCUUCGAUGACCUAUUCCUGUGCCCUGUUUGAAGAGCCGAUCAAGCCAGUAGAUGAGGUCGAUUUCCGAAUCCUGGAAGAAGCACAGAUCCGGAAAAUGGAUAGGUUGAUCGGGUUACUUGAUUUGAAGGCAAGUGACAGAAUACUGGAAGUUGGAUGUGGUUGGGGAUCAUGUGCGAUUCGGGCGGUAAAGAAAACGCCCUGUAACUGGACUGGAAUUACAAUCUCUCAUGAACAGCUGGAAUGGGCCAAACGACUUGCAGCUGAGGCAAAUUUAGAAAACAAUAUCACCUUCAAGUACCAGGAUUACAGGUUAACAACCGGCCAAUAUGACAAAAUUAUAUCUGUAGAAAUGAUAGAGGCGGUUGGACAAGCAUUUCUUCCUCAGUACUUCCAAGUGCUUUCUGAUAGACUUCUCCCUGGUGGAAUCGCUGUCUUACAGGGUAUAAUCUGCCCGGAUGCUUACUAUGACCGAUAUUGUCGAUCAUCGGACUUCAUCAAGAAAUACAUCUUUCCAGGCGGACAUAUGCCAUCCAUAGGUGCCAUCAAAUCUGCCCUACCAGCCGAUCUCACUUUGGGUGAAAUGAAACACAUUGGGAGGCAUUACGCGGCUACCCUCGAUCAUUGGUAUAGUGCCUGGAUGAAAAACGAAAAGGAAAUUCUGGCGCUGGGUUAUUCUGAAUCAUUCCAUCGACGAUGGCAAUACUACUUCUGCUUGUGUUCGGCUCUAUUCGCCAAUGAUCAUAUCGACACCAUACAGUUCACCCUCACCAAAUCUUUGUAG